Molecule: messenger RNA, 1673 nt
Organism: Ilex paraguariensis (yerba mate)
Lineage: Eukaryota; Viridiplantae; Streptophyta; Magnoliopsida; Aquifoliales; Aquifoliaceae
Source: the annotation of a GenBank genome assembly
UUGGGCUCUAUUCUCUCUCUCUCUCUCUCUCUAACCCCGUAACACUCAUCUCAGAUUUAUAUAUAUCACCAUUAUGGUUGUAUUCCCUUAGUCAUUUGGGCAACAUAGUAUUUGUUGUGCAUGAAAAAUUGUCUACCACCAGUUACAGUGAGAAUUUCUCGGAGUUUGUUUUAGUUUAUUCACUUCCCAUGGACUCAACCUUUGUAGACACAUCUCUCACCAUCGACCUCAAUGUUAAUCCUUCACAACAUUCUGAUGAAAUCGCAAAGAGACAGAGUUUUCAAUCUGACUUCGUAAAUGAAAGCAAGCCUUCAGUGAAAGAAGAGGUGAGUUUUAUACAUGUUUUCUGUAAAUCUUGCCAUUACCAAGUACUAUAUUUCAAUUUAUAUUUGAACCGUCCCUUCUUCGAAUGGGUAAUCCUUUGGCAAACAGUUGAUCACUAAUCUAUUCAAGCAAUUACCUUGCUGAGCAUAGAAUAUAUUGAAGACAAACAAGUUGGACCAGUAUCAUAUAUUAUCCAGUAUGAUCUACAACUUUUUUGAUUACCAAAUUAAUCAUCAAUCACUAAGUAUUACUUCACUAAUCCGGACUAAUUCUCGCAUGCUCAAGUUAGUAAUAUGUCUUCACUAUUGGGAUUGUCCUUUGAAGCAACCUGAUGUUCUGAUGGAAGAGCUAAACCGGAUGAGGAUGGAGAACAAGCAGCUAACCAAAAUGCUACUUAUUGUGUGGGAGAAGUACAGUUCUUUGCAAAGUCAUGUACUGGAAUUGACACCAAAGGCGUCUGAAGACGUUUGCUCUGAAUCGAGGAAGAGAAAGGCCGAGGGAGAAGACUGUGGCAACGUUUUAGGAACUAAUGCAAAUAUUUACAGUAAUAGUGAUGGAGGCUUAUUCAAAAGGGCAAGGGAAAUUAAGACAAGUGUCAAAAGGUUUUAUGUACGGGCUGAUCCAUCUGAUGCCAGCCUAGUAGUGAAGGAUGGUUAUCAAUGGAGAAAAUAUGGGCAAAAGGUCACCAAGGAUAACCCAUCUCCUAGAGCUUACUAUAGGUGCUCUUUUUCCCCAAGCUGCUCUGUCAAGAGGAAGGUGCAAAGGAGUGCUGAAGAUCCAACUGUUUUAGUAGCAACCUAUGAAGGAGUUCACAACCACCUGCAACCUUCUCGUGCCGAUGCAUCACUGGGGUUGAUCCAAGGUGUGAUUCCUGCUACGGCCACUGGUUCAGUCCCUACCAUAGAUUCAAGGGAAAAUAGAUCGUGUGGCGAUGCAAGAAAGUUGGUUCCAGAAAUUGAGGUCCCUGCAGUUAAUCCAUUUUUGGUUGAACAAAUGGUUUCAUCCUUGACAAGAAAUUCCAGUUUCACUGCAGCACUAGCAGCAGCCAUUUCAGGGAGGAUUUUAGACUAUGAUCUAAUGGAAACAUUGUGAGGACAUUGUCUAAUAUUUAUGUGUGUUAGGCUUUCUGGGAGAUUAUGAUGUAUUGAUUAAUGUGAAUAUGUUUUGCAAAGUAUCCUAGAAGUGAGUUUUGUGCUCUGGCUUUGUUAUAUUGAUGCUGUCAACGAUAUAUCCCCAGGCCGGUCCCCUAGUACUGGUCUGGGAGUAUAUCUUAUUUUUGUAAGAUGAGAGAUUUUAUUUCUAUAUUUUAAACUCGCAAUGCCAUGAUUUUGGAAGUUCAUUAUGCACAA